GGUUUUGUGAAGCCCCAUAACACACCGCGCGCAGUUGUCAUGGCGGCUCACUGGUGAAGAAAGACAGCGAACGACUUAAACGGCGUAAGACGGAGGACAUCACCACAGACAACACGUGAAGAUGAGUACUCAGUACAGCAUACUGUUCAAACAGGAGCAUGCCCAUGAUGAUGCCAUAUGGACAGCAGCUUGGGGAAAAAGUGAGAAGGAUGGAUCAGAGACUAUUAUCACUGGCUCUCUGGAUGACAUGGUGAAAGUGUGGAAAUGGUCAGAUGAAAAGUUAGAGCUGCAGUGGACUUUGGAGGGACAUCAGCUGGGUGUGGUGUCUGUGGACAUCAGCCACAGUGGCUCCAUUGCUGCCUCCAGCUCCUUGGAUGCUCAUAUCCGACUCUGGGAUCUGGAGUCAGGCAAACAGAUCAAAUCCAUGGAUGCAGGGCCAGUUGAUGCCUGGACUGUAGCUUUCUCCCCUGACUCCAAAUACAUCGCCACAGGCAGCCAUCUUGGGAAGGUGAACAUCUUUGGAAUUGAGAGUGGAAAGAAGGAAUACUCCCUAGACACCAGAGGGAAGUUCAUUCUGAGUAUCGCCUAUAGCCCAGAUGGAAAGUACUUAGCCAGCGGUGCCAUUGAUGGAAUCAUUAAUAUCUUUGAUAUUGCAACUGGGAAACUGCUGCACACGCUGGAAGGUCAUGCUAUGCCCAUCCGAUCUCUCACAUUCUCUCCUGACUCUCAGCUCUUAGUCACAGCCUCAGACGAUGGCUACAUCAAGAUUUAUGAUGUGCAGCAUGCUAACCUGGCCGGCACGCUGAGUGGACAUGCAUCCUGGGUGCUUAAUGUGGCCUUCUCACCUGAUAAUACACAUUUUGUCUCCAGCUCAUCAGAUAAAAGCGUAAAGGUGUGGGAGGCAAGCACCAGAGCAUGUGUCAACACAUUCUUUGACCAUCAGGACCAGGUAUGGAGUGUGAAGUACAACAGCACUGGCUCGAAGAUCAUUUCUGCUGGGGACGACCGAGCAAUCCACAUAUAUGACUGUCCCAUGUGAAGCACCUAAAGGAACCGAAAUCUCCUCCUUUACAUCAGAGCCACUGGGCAGGAAGGCCUUGAGUGUGCUAAUCCAGGAUCAGCUAUCCCCUGUUCAUAUGUAACUAAGUUUAGAAUAUAAAUAUGACCAAAUAAGGAUAUGAAAGUCAAGACUGAUCCUAGAUCAGCACUAUUAAUAUAAGAAGAUGCAUACAGUCCCUGCUGAUUCUUAAGACAUGGUUUUCCCCGUUCAGCCUGGACAGCUUUGUGCUCACUUCAGCUCACGGUCUGGAACUUUCAUCCACCUCCGGCAAUGAAUUCUGUAUCUGGUCCUCUCUGUAUAAACAGAAUCCUUUCUGUUUCUGUGAGCUAUGAUUCUGUCUGCUGUUGAAUGCUGCAGAAAGCUCUGCACUGCUCCUUUUACCAGCUAGCUUUGGGUCAAUCUGCAAAAAAGCAGUGCCUGCACACACUGUGUCUGAGAUAAUAUGGGAAUGAUCAUUUUCUUUUUUUAUUUUAUGGUUUUGUGAACCAUUGCCAACUUGUCAGACAUUAAACCUUUUUUAAAUACUU
Colossoma macropomum (tambaqui) is the source of this 1587-nucleotide messenger RNA. RefSeq names its product WD repeat domain 61 (gene skic8). Lineage: Eukaryota; Metazoa; Chordata; Actinopteri; Characiformes; Serrasalmidae. Gene Ontology annotation, molecular function: protein binding. The record is from RefSeq and is a predicted model, not a curated record. Gene Ontology annotation, cellular component: Cdc73/Paf1 complex. The transcript has 11 exons. Bases 122 to 1039 code for a protein of 305 amino acids.